Messenger RNA from Artibeus jamaicensis (Jamaican fruit-eating bat), 1466 nucleotides. RefSeq names its product activator of 90 kDa heat shock protein ATPase homolog 2. The record is from RefSeq and is a predicted model, not a curated record. NCBI's taxonomy places the organism in Eukaryota, Metazoa, Chordata, Mammalia, Chiroptera, Phyllostomidae. The transcript has 9 exons. Gene Ontology annotation, biological process: protein folding; positive regulation of ATP-dependent activity. Gene Ontology annotation, cellular component: cytosol. Gene Ontology annotation, molecular function: ATPase activator activity; protein-folding chaperone binding. Bases 159 to 1151 code for a protein of 330 amino acids.
GAGCGGCGCAGGGGCGGGCACUUCUGGCAGGUUGUGGGCGCUGUGAAAGCUCCGGUCCAGGGCUGAGAAGCCGGAAACGUCAGCGACCGGCCGCACCGCCGCCGCCACCGCCGCGGCCCUGCCUUGUUCUCUGCUGAAGGCGCGCCGCCAGCGCAGACAUGGCCAAGUGGGGCCAGGGGGACCCUCGCUGGAUCGUGGAGGAGCGGGAGGACGGGACCAAUGUGAACAACUGGCACUGGACAGAGCGAGAUGCCACCAGCUGGUCUAAGGGGAAGCUCCGUGAGUUCCUGGUGGGCAUUGUGGUGGAGAAUGAGGCUGGUCGCUGCCAGAUCAGUGAGCUGAAGCAGGUGGAAGGCGAGGCUUCCUGCAGCAGCCGCAAAGGGAAGCUGAUCUUCUUCUAUGAAUGGAACAUCAAACUGGGCUGGAAAGGUAUAAUUAAAGAAUCUGGUGUGAAGCACAAGGGAUUGAUUGAAAUACCCAACCUUUCUGAAGAAAAUGAAGUAGAUGACACUGAGGUGAACGUGAGUAAAAAGAAAGGAGACGGGGAUAUACUGAAGGAUCUUAUGAAAACCGCAGGCACCGCCAAGGUCAGGGAGGCCCUUGGAGAUUACCUGAAGGCACUAAAGACGGAAUUUACAAUGGGAAUGAUUUUACCAACAAAAGCCACAGCAGCGCAGGAACCAACUAUUAAAAGGAAACUGAGUGAGAAUACCUUGCAGACUCAGGUGCCCCUUGGUGUGAGGAUUCCCACUGUAGCACUGCACAUGAAGGAACUGUUCGACGCAGCCGUAGAGCAGCUGUACAGCAUCUUCACUGUCAAAGAUUUGGUACAAAAAUUUUCUAAAUCUCCUGCCAUAUUAGAAGCUGAAAAGGGAGGGAAAUUCCAAAUGUUUGAUGGGAACAUCACCGGUGAAUAUAUAGAACUGUUAACAAAUGAAAAGAUCGUCAUGAAAUGGAGAUGCAGGAACUGGCCAGAAGAACACUAUGCAACAGUUGUACUGAAUUUUGUGCCUGCUCUAGGGCAAACAGAAUUACAAUUGGACUGUAGAGGAGUUCCUGUCUGUAAAGAAGAGAAUAUGAAAUUCUGCUGGCAGAAACAGCAUUUUGAAGAAAUAAAAGGUUUACUGCAGCUGACCACUCUAAAUGGUUGAAUUACAAGAUUUUAUAGGGGCAUUACUUUUUGUAAGCAGAAAAAGUGUCAUUACUUCUUCCCUAUUAUCUUUUUUAAAAGAAAACAACACUCCUUAAUUUAUAGUGGGUGAAAUCCAUGAACUUUUACAGAAUUUAAAGCACUGUUUGAAUCUUUCCUAUGAUUAGACUCUGCAUUGAGUUAGAAGCAGCAAGCGACCUAAAAUUAAGUAUUUAACCUUACCUCUGAUAGAUAGUCCUCUGAGACAAGACUGAGUCCCUGAGUACAGAUAGUUGAAGUUUCCCAACCUAAAGCUUAUCCUUGCAGCAAGCUUACU